GGCUCGUGUUGAAGCAAGAGUGUCACGAUGUAUGGGGGGAAAGGUUACUAUGGCGGUCGAGGCCAAGAGCCCAGAGGAGUCUUCUCCCGUGAUCGGGGCGACGGCGCAGUGAGCGACCGAGGUCCACAUCAGAACGACAGAGGCCCUCAUCCCAAUGAUCGGGGAGCGAGGCCUGGGGACCGUCCCGAUCGAGGCACGCUUCCUGAUAGAGGUCCACGCCCAGGCGACCGAGGUCCAAUCAGGGAACGGUCUCGUUCUGGCGACCGGUAUCGGCGGCCGCCUGACAGACUGGAACGGCCGGGAGGCUACCGAGAAGCUGGCCGACCAUGGGACACCCGGGAACGCCCGGGCGAGCGCCCUCACGAGCGUGGCGCAGCAGUGCCACCCCCAGCAUCCAUGGCAGUGCCAAGCGGAGGCCCUGCCAGGGCGGAGCCGAGCAUCUACGUCUCUGGCUGCAGCAAUGAGACUGUUUCGAACAUCAUUCAAGGCACGUACACUACAACAGAAACCAACCAUGGAAAACCGAUCUACAAGAAGGAUGGGCCUAACAGCGUGACCGUUCUCAUAUAUUAUUGGGACAGUCGCGAUGGAGCAUCCUUCAAUGGUUGGUGGUUUGGCCCAAAAGUGGGCGGCGACCAAGUUUGGGCGUACAAUGCAGGUCAUCCGAGAGACAACGGAAUGCCACCGCCCUCCAAUUGGAAGGUACCGUGGGACGGGAAAGUGGAUGAUCGGUUGAGAAUAACGAUCGGAGGCGGGGUGGACCGCCGGGAGGAGGAGCGACGCCAGGAAAGGCAGAGACAGGAGAAAAGGCGAAGGGAAGAGGAAGAGGAACGUCGUAGAGAAGAAGCGAGACGCCGACGUCAAAAGGAGGAGGAGCAGGCACGCCGUGAGGCUGAGGCUCGCCAGCAGGAGGCUGCUGCAAACAACGUGAGGAAAGUCUUGAAGAAGCUACGUACUGCAACUCCUGACAACCUGAAAGAGUUGCAGGCGGAGCUGGAUCGAGCGGCUUCCUCAAAUUUUCAGGCCAUGGGCCACUUGCGUGACAGUGUGAAUGAUGAGAUGCAGAACACCUUGACGCAGGUGCAGAAGCGUAUCGCAGAAGAGCUGAAGCAGCGGGAGGAAGCGCAGCGGCGACGGCAGCUAGAGCUGGCAAGGGUGGAGAAUUUGGUGAAAGAAGCUGCAGUGGAAGUCGAUUCGGCAGAGGCGCGGGUGGCGGAGGCGUCCGCCAGCACCACAGCAGUGACAGCUGGUGGCAGUGCUUCACCUGCUGAAGUCCUGGAGACUGUUGCCGUGGCCAUCAAGGAUCUGGAUGAAGCAAAAGGUUCCCUGGAUAGGUCAGAGAAAGUUCUUAUUGCAAAGAAAGAGCAGAUGGGUGCUGGUGAAGGUGCUCGACAUGUGAAAAAGGAGGUGGAUGAGCUAGCGAAGCGGAUUCAAACAUUCAAAGACACAGUAAGCAAGCACACAAAGACUCUUGAAGAUGCUCGAAGCCGUGGUUUGCGCAGAGCAGCCGCAGAGAAGCAGGAGCAGGCAUGGAAGAACAGCUUCUCAAGGCACGAUGCCGACGGCGACGGUUGCCUGAACCGUGGCGAGGUGGAGGCAUUUGGAAAGCAUGAGUUUGAAAUUGCACUGUCAGAAGACCUUUUAGACCAAAUCAUGAGAGUCUUGCAGCCCAUCACUUUCGAGAAGUUUUUGCCACUGCGACAAAAGGUUGGAAUUGCUAAGUUUGAAGCAGAGGCUCGCUUAAGGCGAGAGAAGGUAGCUCAGCAACAGGAAGAGGGGAUGGGCGAAACUGCCAACGGCGAUGAUGGUGACGUCGAGCUCGUUUCGGAGAAGGUGGAGAAAGUCCAUGACAUCGAGGUGGAGGAUGGAACCAAUGACGAGGCCGAGGACUUGGACAAAAAAGAGUACAUACUAGACAAGGACAUGCCAGAGGUUGAGGAAAAAAUGGAGGAGGAUAAAGACGACGAGGCAGAGGGAAAGGAGAGGGAAACAGAUGAGGCACAGGCCGACGACAUGGACCAGAAAGAUAACAUUCCAGAAGAGAAGGAGGAGAAAGAGGCGGAGGAGAGAAUGGAUGAUGAUAAAGCCACCGAGGCAGAAGGAAAGGAGGAGGAAAAGACGGGCGAGGUCGAGGAAAUUGACAGAAAAGAAAGCCUUCCCGAAAAUGAGGAGGUCGAUGAGGGAGCGGGUGAUGACAAAGAGAACGAGGCAGAAGGAAAGGAGGAAAGGCAAAUGGAUGAGGCCGAUGGAAUGGACGAAAAAAUGGACGUUCCAGAGGACAAAGAGGGGGAGUGAGAUGUUUGCUCAUGCGAGACACAUGAGAGCCAAUCCGC
This is a messenger RNA of Durusdinium trenchii, 2333 nucleotides long. Lineage: Eukaryota; Dinophyceae; Suessiales; Symbiodiniaceae. The record is from the annotation of a GenBank genome assembly.